UGCUCGGUCGGGGACGCCCCACGCGGGCGCGCACGAGCGGCGCGGAGCGCAGCGGCCGAGGUCUUGCUGACCCGCGGCGGCAAGUGCGCCCUCGCCCCCUGGAGUCGGCCACUGCGAGCUGCUCGGGCCCGGGGCCCCACCGCCUCAAGUCUGGGAGCUUCCGGCCCCACUCUGCCUUUGCCUAUGGGGAUCCGAGAGUUUCCCGGAGGAGCACCCAGGGGCAAAAGCAUCGCCAUUGGCAUGAGGAGGUCACCGGACGUCAGUCCCCGGAGACUGUCUGACAUCAGCCCCCAGCUCCGGCAGCUCAAGUACUUGGUGGUGGACGAGGCGAUUAAGGAGGAUCUGAAAUGGUCGCGCUCAGUGGAAGACCUCACCAGCGGGCCGGUGGGGCUCACAUCCAUCGAGGAGCGGAUCCUGCGCAUCACUGGCUACUAUGGCUACCAGCCCUGGGCAGCGAGCUACAAAAGGGAGGAGCGACCCCGGGAAUCCCCUGGCCCUACUGAAGCCCAGGCACCAGCAGGGACAGAGGCCAGUGGGAGAACAAGCCACUUCUGCUGGAGAUGCUCCAAGGCUCAGCUCAAGAAGAUCUUCUGGGGUGUGGCAGUAGUGCUGUGUGUGUGCUCCUCCUGGGCCGGCUCCACACAGCUGGCCAAGCUGACCUUCAGGAAGUUUGAUGCACCCUUCACCCUGACUUGGUUUGCCACCAACUGGAACUCUUUAUUCUUCCCCUUGUACUAUGCUGGACAUAUCUGCAAGUCAGCAGAGAAACAGUCUGUGAAGCAGCGAUACAGGGAAUGCUGUCGAUUUUUUGGAGACAAUGGCUUGACUUUGAAGGUGUUUUUUACCAAGGCAGCACCCUUUGGUGUUCUUUGGACACUCACAAACUACCUGUAUUUACAUGCAAUAAAGAAAAUAAAUACUACGGAUGUCUCCGUGUUGUUCUGCUGCAACAAAGCUUUUGUGUUCUUGCUCUCAUGGAUCGUUCUCAGGGACAGGUUCAUGGGAGUGAGGAUUGUGGCCGCCAUCCUCGCCAUUGCUGGGAUUGUGAUGAUGACAUAUGCCGAUGGCUUCCACAGUCACUCUGUUAUUGGCAUAGCACUGGUGGUGGGUUCUGCAUCCAUGUCUGCCCUCUAUAAGGUUCUGUUCAAGCUCCUCCUGGGCAGUGCUAAGUUUGGAGAAGCCGCCUUAUUUUUGUCCAUACUGGGUGUGUUUAACAUCCUCUUCAUCACCUGUAUUCCUGUCAUUCUCUACUUUACCAAAGUGGAAUAUUGGAGCUCUUUCAAUGACAUUCCAUGGGGAAACCUUUGUGGAUUUUCAGUCCUGUUAUUGACAUUCAAUAUUGUAUUAAAUUUUGGAAUUGCUGUUACAUACCCCACUCUGAUGUCUCUUGGAAUCGUCCUCAGUGUACCUGUGAAUGCAGUGGUUGAUCACUAUACAAGUAAAAUAGUCUUCAACGGAGUCCGGGUCAUCGCCAUCAUUAUCAUCUGCCUGGGCUUCCUCCUCCUGCUCUUGCCUGAGGAAUGGGAUGUCUGGUUGAUUAAGCUUCUCACCCGCCUCAAAGUGAGGAAGAAGGAGGAGACAGCUGAAGGUGGCACAGACCUGGGCUCAGGAUCUCAAAACAAAAACAGAAGAGCCCACCCUUCCUUUGCCCGCUGAUAUCCAGGCCCUAGAACUCUGUGGUGUUAAAGAUUUGGAGGUCUAUUCCUGACAAAGGGACCCUCAGUUUGGUAAGGUGUACAUACCUGUACAGUUUUGGUAAUCUGCAGUAAGUUAUACGGUAUUUAUUGGCAUGUCCAAUUUGCUUGCACUUUUUUCACAUCAGACCUUUCACUAAAGGGUACUAAUUCAAAAUGAAAGAGAAAAGAACCUCUCAGCUCUUUUUAAAAAUGAAUGUAAAGCAGGUUAAAUUUAUCUUUGCAUAGAUUUUUGUGGGUGACAGACAUUCUUGACAAGACAGGGCAAAUGUUUUGAAUCUUAGCAACCGAAAAUUACAUUGCACACUGUGAUUAUUUUUCAGCCAUGGUAGGUCAUAUUUUGUUUUAUACCAGAGCUGUACUCUUAAUUUUAAGGAACUUCAUUGAACCAAAAGAUAAGUGAAAGUUAAUUUAGAUAGAUGGAAGGGUAGAUGGGUGGAUGGAUGAAUGGAUGGGUGGGAUGUGAAGAGGUGAAGAAGAAAGGGGUAACAAACAUUUUAAAAAAGGAAAAAAUCUAUUAUGGCUAGUCUGUGGGUGGAAAUUGAAGGAGGACAGGUCUGAGCCACAUAACAGAGGAGGAAAAAGAAGUUCAAGGACCAGCGGGCUUGUUCUAACAUAUGUGUUUAUGUAAGCUCAUGCAAGAGAAAUUACAGUGCCUUCUCCAGAAUUUUUGUCUUUACCUAUGUGAAGCGAGGUGACAUUAUAAGUCACUGGCGCCGUCUUAUAACUUAGAUGUAGAAAUCUUUAGAAACAAAUAAAAUUAUAUAUAUACAUGUAUGUGUAUGUAUGUAUGUAUGUAUAAAAAUGAAAAUGUUGAUGAUCAGUGUAAAAGAACAUGGUUUGCAGUGUGCAGUGCGCCUAUGAGGUAGACAGUGAAGAGGUGACUUGCUGGUUGCUUUCACUUCAUAACCAAGAUCAAAAAAUAUUUACUGACUCUGUAAACCUUUUUAUGAAACUUUUAAGCACCAGGCUGUUCACUUCCACAGUUUAGGUCUACCAGAAAAUUCUAUCUGUGAUAGAUCUGUAAAGAGGGGGAAGGGGGGUUAGAGUUUACUAUUUUUGAAGUUUACAUUGUUACAUAUGAAAUGGAGACAUUAUUUUGAAAUCUUGUCAUAACCCAAUGGUGCACUCUGUAACCAUGGAGUCUUUCGUUUCAUAGGGGAAAGGGGAAAGGGGCAUUCAUGAUCUGAACUUUUUAGCCAAUUAUUGUUCUCAGUUUCCAUUACCUAUUGGAUAAACAGAUUAAUAAACUAUUUAAAAAAGAAGCAUUUAGUGCUGCUGUGAUGACCCCUUUAUCAUUCUGCUGCUACCCU
Erinaceus europaeus (western European hedgehog) is the source of this 3007-nucleotide messenger RNA. It is a transcript of the gene SLC35F3, whose product is annotated as solute carrier family 35 member F3. The record is from RefSeq and is a predicted model, not a curated record. NCBI's taxonomy places the organism in Eukaryota, Metazoa, Chordata, Mammalia, Eulipotyphla, Erinaceidae. The transcript is spliced from 8 exons. Gene Ontology annotation, biological process: thiamine transport. The coding region runs from base 184 to 1656 and encodes 490 amino acids. Gene Ontology annotation, cellular component: membrane.